AACAGUAGUGCGUCCAACACCGAAAAUUUCAGCGACUGAGUUGUAUUCCUUUACCGAUCCCAAAGCGAACAGAGCUAUAGCCACCCUUUUAUGAAGAGUUGUAUGUUCGGCAAUCAAAAUGAAAUGGCCGUAGGGGACGUAAUCGGUUAGCUGUAAUAAUUGCAUCGUGUACACAACGAUUUAGAAUGCAAUGGCGCGAAACUAAACAUUUGACAAGAAGAAUAUAGCAAUUAUAAGUUUUUUUUUGCAAUCACAGCGGCAGUGGAAAAUAUAUACUUGUAAUUUAGCGAUGAGUGAUUCUGGUUACAAACAAAAAUAUCAAAAAUAUAAAAUACGAGUAAAAUCAUGGGAACGAGAUUUCAAACGCAAGUACUCACGGGUUCCAUCCAAGUAUGAUAUUCGUGAAGCGCCACAAGAAAUUCGAGAUGCUUACAAAAUGUAUUAUAAAUUAAAGACAUCAUUUCUGGAGGAUACACUAAAUGACGUCUUUGAUGACGAUGGUUUUAGUGUAUUUGAAAUUUCGCAGACUCAAAGCGAUUUGCUAGCAAAUGGCUGCAAUGCUGAGACUCCUAAAUUGUCCAAUAGCAUUGCUGCAUUAGUGGGCAAUGACACGGUGUCCUCCAAUUUACUCAAACAAUUAAAACCACAAGAAGAGUCAUUACGUUCCGCUUCCAAAAUAUUAACAUAUUCUGAUUUCGAAGACAAAGCUUUAAAGGAAUUUGAAGCUGUAGAAAUUUGUGAGUUGAAUGAGAAGGCGUGGGGUCCAGAGGUAAGCAACGAACCACUUGGAAAGGAUAUUCACAAAACCCAAAGCGAGUCGGUUGCGUUAAAAAAGCCAUUUACAUCUAAUUUAUGCGCAAAACUUUUCAAAGCCUCAACAUUUAACAAACGUAAUCCUAGAAAAUUGCUGUCACGUUCGAAUUCUGAAAUAGCAGCACAGGUAACGCGCCAUGAAUCUGCUCCUAAUUUAUCAGAACGCACAGAAGUUUUGCCCGAUUUAGAGACGAUAUUAGUGCAAAAAGCUAAGGAACAACAAACACUAGCAGCUGUUACUGUCAAUCCUUUAUUAUCAGCUAAGGAAACAUCCAUGCAAAUAAAUGUGGAUGCUGGAUGGCUUAAUCGUAACACUAUCGAUGAAGGGCUAAAGGGAAUUGCAGUAACUUCCUCGCAAUCGUCCAAAUCUCUGAAUGAUGCAAUGUCAAAAACUGCAAAAUCGGUAAACAGGUUUGGUUUGAAUAAUAUUAACGUAAACACGUUAGUGCCUUUUCAAGAUUCCUACGAAAUUACCAAUCGGAAGGAGACGCCACAAAAGGAUAUGGUAGAAGCUACGACUGAAAUGACGACAAAGCAGCCUAUGCAGACAAAGAAUACUAAUGGCGAGGACUCAGAUUCAGUUGUGUCUGAUAGUGGUGGUGAAGAAGCAGAAAAAACUUAUAUUCAUGUUGUAAAAAGGCGUCGUGUACUUAAAGGGCUUGAAAAAAAUCAAACAACUGAAAAAUCAAAUGCACUCGCUUUAGAUUCAAGUAUAUGUCAAGCGACUCAAGUAAAAGAUGAAGAAACUUCUUGGGUGUCUAAAAACAAAGUACAAUUAGUAAAAGUUUAUGAUUUCUCAACGGAUGACAAUGGAGAUGCGGAUUAUUCUCCGCCAAAAGAUAAAAAAGAAUCCCGAAAAAGAUUUAAAAAUGUUAAGAAGAGUGUUGCCGCAACAAAGGAAGGGAAACCGAAAAUAAUACAGAAUGCGGGGAAGGCAACUAAAACAAAAAAGACGCCGAAGAAAAGAGCUACGAGAGCUUCGAGCUUCAAAAGUGCUUCUGAUAUUACAGCGAGAGCAGGAGAAUACUCAAACGAGGAACUUGAUGAAAAGCCACCUGAAGCAGAUGUGUUACGUUACACAAUGCUACUUGAACGUGGAGAUCUCACAAGUAUACCACGGGUUCCAAAUUCUGAGUUAGAGAUGGCGGAUAUUGUAGCACAGCGGUAUAUAAAUAACACAAACGUGGAAGUUUCUGCAGCCGCACCAGGCGCAGCGAACCUAAAACAAAUUUCUCCAUCAGUUGUGGAUGAGAAACGAGCAGCGGCUCGAAGAAAGCUCGAAGAAAAAAUCGCAGCUGGAAAGCUCAAUGAAAAUUAUGUCACAAUAAAUCUGCAAAAAAAAAUAUAUGCGCGUGGAAAGCGUAAUAUUAAUUUUUCCAAAUAUAAGAAAAAGCAAUGGCGACACAAAAAAAAAAUUGCAGCACUAACAGGACCAGAUAUGGAUAUGGGCGGUUGUGAUGGUGGCGUGCUUACUUGCUUCACUUGCGGGCAAAUAGGACAUUUUGCCGCACAAUGUAAGGCUAAGGGCGAUUCACUGUUACCACUAACAGCACAACUUGAAGAAGAUCCCUCCCCAUUUCCGACGCUCGAAGAAGCUGAACGUAUGGCUGUACAAAGCGCUGUUGUGGCGCAUAGCAGGAAUAUAUCGAAAUUGCCAGCUGCGCCGAAUAAAGCUAUAUAUCAGAAUAGAGAGAAGCUGCAUGAAAAUACUAUAAAUGGAAUAGAAGAUAUUAAGCCCAAAUCUUCAGGUGACGAUUAUGAUCAAAGUGAAGUUGAUGAAAAUAUCCUUUCUGGAAGCGAUGAUAGUCUAGAAAAUAUCGAUCUUAAUGAAGUCUCAACAUUAGCUACUAAAGACUCGCCCAUAAAAAACUAUGUGGGCCAUAAAAUUCCGGAAGAUUUUCUUAAAAAAGCAGGUCUACAUCCAACCCUUCUGGAAGGUAAGACAUCUGAUUUGCUAUCUGAAGGCAUUACACCACUUUAUGAACUCGAUGUCGAUGGCAAUGUACGUAAUGACAUUCCUAACGAAGUAACAGAAGCCUUGCGCAUGUUCGGCCAUACGAGUUUUCGAAAGGGCCAGGAGCGUGCAAUUAUGCGCAUACUGUCUGGUCUUUCAACAUUAGUAACGCUUAGUACCGGUAGUGGAAAGUCAUUGUGCUAUCAGUUGCCUGCAUAUUUGUAUAGUCAUUGUAAACGAGGGAUAACUUUAGUUAUUUCACCACUUGUUUCACUUAUGGAAGAUCAAGUGACAGGUGUGCCGCAUUUCUUGCGUGCGCAUUGCUUACACACCAAUCAAACACCUCAACAGAGAGUGAAGGUAAUGGAAAUGAUUUCCGCUGGCGAAGUGGAUAUAUUGCUGGUCUCUCCGGAAGCCGUUGUGGCUGGUGAACGUUCUACAGGUUUCGGGGCAAUUUUGCGUCAACUCCCGCCGAUUGCAUUCGCCUGUAUUGAUGAGGCGCAUUGUGUGUCGCAAUGGAGUCAUAAUUUUCGUCCUAGCUAUCUUAUGAUUUGCAAAGUCUUGAAAAAGAAUUUGGGCAUAAAAACGAUUUUAGGUUUGACCGCAACGGCGACUUUGCCGACCCGAUUGAGUAUUAUCAACCAUUUAGGAAUUCCAGAUGGCGAGCGUGGAGUAAUCAGUGAUAUCCCACUGCCAGAUAAUCUUCUAUUAUCCGUUUCAAAAGACGAGAAUAAGGAUGCUGCGUUACUAGGCUUGCUUACCAGUGAUCGAUUUAGCGACUGUCAAUCAAUAAUUGUUUACUGUACGCGGCGUGAUGAAUGUGAGCGUAUCGCUUCUUAUCUUCGAACUUGCAUGCAAGAUAAAUUUAACGACAAAAAUGAAUCCGAAAACGGUAAGCGAAAGCGUAAACGCACGAAUUGGGCGGCUGAACCCUAUCAUGCUGGUAUGCCGGCCUCUCGUCGUCGCACCAUACAAAACGCUUUUAUGCGCAAUGAUCUUCGCAUAGUUGUGGCAACUAUCGCUUUUGGUAUGGGUAUUAAUAAACCAGAUUUACGUGCCGUAAUACACUAUAACAUGCCACGUAACUAUGAAAGCUACGUACAGGAAAUCGGACGCGCUGGGCGUGACGGUAAACCGGCACAGUGCCAUUUGUUUUUAGACGCCCGUGGGAGCGAUAAAUGUGAGUUACGUCGUCAUAUCUAUUCCAAUUCGAUAGAUCGACAUGUAAUACGAAAGUUGUUGCUGCACGUUUUUGUGCCGUGCGCCUGCGCUAAGAAGGAAACGUCAGAGGCGCAAUAUCAGAAGUUACAAAUUCAAGGAGGCUCAAAUAUCAAUAGUCGCAUAUGUCCCGGGCAUGAAAUUGGAUUUUCGGUUGAACGCACCGUAGAGGCAUUGGACAUACCUGAGGAAAAUAUAUCAACAUUGUUGUGCUAUUUGGAAUUGGAUGAUCGUUGGAAUAUUAAUGUACUUAGCAAUGCCUAUACGAUGGCUAAAAUCAUAUCAUAUGGUGGGGCCAAGUAUUUAAAACAUGCAGCCAAAGAAUGUCCACCACUAGCUAUGGCUAUUGCUCUGGAAAUUAAGCAAGAUAAGUUUAAAGAGGAUUCAAAUAUAAUCGAAUUUUCUGUGGUUGACAUUGCGGCAGCAAUUGGCUGGAACAGCGGAGUGGUGAAAUAUCAACUGAAAAAUUUAGAAUGGACCGAAGUCAAUGGUUAUCCCCGACGUUCUCCUAUUAAUGUGAAUUUCUAUGAUCUUGGCUUCCGAUUGAAAGCUCCAGGAGACUUUAUACCUGAAGAAAUAGACGAUGCGCUUGACACACUUUACAAUCGCACUGUCGAGCAAGAAAAAACACAGUUAAUACAACUACAGUACGUUUUCCAAGGCUUAUCGUCUGUCGCUUUCAACAUUUAUACGCCGUGUACAAGUAAGAACUACACGCCUGAUCGUUCAAAUCAACUUAAAGGCAUUAUACGUGAUUAUUUCCAAAACGACUAUCCCAAAGAACUGAAAUUAGAGUCUGAUGCUUCGAAUGUGUCCGAUGCCGAUAUUGAGCAUGAUGUGCUUUCGCUCAUAAGUAUGUAUCCCGAUAAUAAUUUCAGUGGCCGUAAUAUUGCCCGCAUUUUCCAUGGUAUUCCAAGCCCCAACUUCCCCGCUGUUAUAUGGGGUCGAUGCAAAUAUUGGCGGGCUCAUUCAAAUGUAGAUUUUAAUAGAAUUUUAAAAUUGGCAAAUGCAUUAAUUGUACGAAGACGCAUGUAGUGUGGACAUUCAUAACAAAUGGUAAAUUUUAUAGUGCUAUUUUUGUCAUUAAAUUUUAUAUUUUACAUUUGACUACACUUCGAUGGUUAGGAGUUUCGGGUAAUUAUAAUUAAAUAUUUUUUCAUGUUAUAGAAUUUUAACUUUAGUCUAAAUUUCCGUUCCAUUCAUUAUUAUUUGUAUGACAUUUCAACUUCAAUUAAAACUUAAAAAUACAGUAUAUAAUUAAUGUUAUUUAACUAAAAAUAUUCGAAAGCUAGGUUUUAUCAAAGAACUUAGAUACUGAAAUAUCUAACUGCAAAUUUCUGGGUCACACAUUUUUUUCCUUGGACAAAAGUAUUUGCAUUAUCUUUAAGCGAAGGUACUUGAAGUGUAUCAUUUUUAUGUUAAGAGUGUCUUCUUAACACGCAAAAAACAUAUUUGAUGGCUAGUAGGUAAUUCGUUAAACCUAAAUCAAAAGAUUUAAGAACCAAACUCGCAACUAUGAAUAGGACAACAAGUUUCAUAAGUGAGAGCGAAUUAACAAGGUUGACUAGUGGAAUUAGGGCGUGAUUGCGUUGCUAUCAUCUGAA
Messenger RNA from Ceratitis capitata (Mediterranean fruit fly), 5589 nucleotides. It is a transcript of the gene RecQ4, whose product is annotated as ATP-dependent DNA helicase Q4. Lineage: Eukaryota; Metazoa; Arthropoda; Insecta; Diptera; Tephritidae. The coding region runs from base 290 to 5020 and encodes 1576 amino acids. Gene Ontology annotation, molecular function: 3'-5' DNA helicase activity; ATP binding; four-way junction helicase activity. Gene Ontology annotation, biological process: double-strand break repair via homologous recombination; DNA replication. The transcript is spliced from 8 exons. Gene Ontology annotation, cellular component: nucleus; cytoplasm; chromosome. The record is from RefSeq and is a predicted model, not a curated record.